Taeniopygia guttata (zebra finch) is the source of this 5936-nucleotide messenger RNA. It is a transcript of the gene ITGA11, whose product is annotated as integrin subunit alpha 11. Gene Ontology annotation, molecular function: integrin binding. Gene Ontology annotation, biological process: cell-cell adhesion; integrin-mediated signaling pathway; cell-matrix adhesion. NCBI's taxonomy places the organism in Eukaryota, Metazoa, Chordata, Aves, Passeriformes, Estrildidae. The record is from RefSeq and is a predicted model, not a curated record. Gene Ontology annotation, cellular component: integrin complex; external side of plasma membrane.
UGCUGGGAAUGGGGUGAGAAUUUGGGAAUUUGCAGCACUGCCAAGGAUGGGACAAUUCCCUUCCCAGAGGGAAUUCCUCUGGCAUGGCCAGGAAAGCAGCUCAGGCUGCACCAGGACGGCCCUGCAAUCCCAAAUUCCUGGAAAAUCUUUGGGAAUGCCGCGGAAGGCAGGAAACAUCCCAGGGAUUUUAUGCCUCAGGUUUGGCUCGGAAUGUUUGGUGGGAUCCCGUCCCAGCUCCCAGCUGGAUUUGUUUUCCUGGAGAACAUCCAUGAUCCCGCUGUGAUCCCAGGAAAGGGAGAUGCUUGGCACCUGGAAAGAAUUCCAAGGAUUCUGAUCUCCUGCUGGCACCGAGCAGGAUCUGGGAUCUGUGUCCCGGCCUCACCCUGCUGGAGCAGCUUCUCCAUCGGCACUGGAGAUUCCAGCUUUUCCAGCAGCAUUCCUGAAUUCCCAGAGGCACCAGAGAUCCCUGAAUUCCCAUGAGCAUCCCUGAAUUCCAGCAAUACCAAUGAUCCCUGAAUUCCCAUUAGGAGUAGAGACCCCAGAAUUCCCAUUAGGAGCAGAGAUCCCUGAAUUCCCAUUAGGAGCAGAGAUUCCCUGAAUUCCCAGCCGGAGUAGAGAUCCCUGAAUUCCCAUUAGGAGCAGAAAUCCCAGAAUUCCCAUUAGGAGCAGAGAUCCCUGAAUUCCCAUCAGGAGCAGAGAUCCCAGAAUUCCCACUAGGAGCAGAGAUCCCUGAAUUCCAGCGGGACUGGAUCCGGGCACCCCAUUCCCAGAGUGGCGCAGCCGAAUCCCGGCUGGAAUUCCCGAGCCGGGAAUGGGAAGAGCGGAUCCCGCGGGAUGCGGCCCCGUGCGCGGAGAAUUCCCGGAUCCGGGAGCGCCUCGGGCUCCCUCUCCUGGCGCUGCCGGGAGGAAUCGCUGCGGAAAUCUUGGAAUGGGAAUCUCGCCGGGAGCACGGCUGUGGUCACCGCGGGGACGCGGCGCAUCCCUUGGGAUGAGCGGAAUUCCAUAGAAACUCAGGAUCAGGGAUCUGAGCAGGGGAUUCGGGAAUUCCUUCAACAUCGACACCAAGAGGCCCCAGAUCAUCGCGGGAUCCAGGGAAUCUUUUUUUGGAUACACGGUGCAGCAGCACGACAUCGGCGGCAAGAAAUGGCUGGUGGUGGGAGCUCCGUACGAAUCCAACGGGCAGCAGAAGACCGGAGACGUCUACAAGUGUCCGGUGCUGAGUGAUGGCCACGGAAACUGCACCAAGCUCAACUUGGGGCGGGUGACGCUGUCCAACGUGUCCGAGCGCAAGGACAACAUGCGCCUGGGCCUGAGCCUGGCCACCAACCCCAGGGACAGCAGCUUCCUGGCCUGCAGCCCCCUGUGGUCCCACGAGUGCGGCAGCUCCUACUACACCACGGGAAUGUGCUCCCGCGUCAACUCCAACUUCCGCUUCUCCAGAACCGUGGCUCCGGCUCUGCAGAGAUGCCAGACCUACAUGGACAUCAUCAUCGUUCUGGAUGGAUCCAAUAGCAUUUAUCCGUGGGUUGAAGUCCAGCACUUCCUGAUAAAUAUCCUGAAAAAGUUUUACAUCGGUCCUGGACAGAUCCAGGUGGGAGUUGUCCAGUAUGGAGAGGACGUGGUCCAUGAGUUCCACCUGAACGACUACAGGUCCGUGCAGGACGUGGUGGCGGCUGCCAGCCACAUCGAGCAGCGAGGGGGCACCGAGACCAGGACCGCCUACGGCAUCGAGUUCGCUCGCUCGGAAGCGUUUCGGAAAGGUGGCCGGAAAGGGGCAAAGAGAGUAAUGAUUGUCAUCACAGAUGGAGAGUCCCACGACAGCCCAGACCUGGAGAAGGUGAUCGAGGACAGCGAGAGGGACAACGUCACCAGAUACGCGGUGGCGGUCUUGGGUUAUUACAACAGGAGAGGAAUCAACCCCGAGGCCUUUCUGAACGAGAUCAAAUUCAUCGCCAGCGACCCCGACGACAAACACUUCUUCAACGUCACCGACGAGGCGGCGCUCAAGGACAUCGUGGAUGCUCUGGGAGAAAGGAUUUUCAGCCUGGAAGGAACCAACAAGAACGAGAUCUCCUUUGGACUGGAAAUGUCCCAGACUGGAUUUUCAUCCCACGUUGUGGAAGACGGGAUCCUGCUGGGAGCAGUGGGAGCCUACGACUGGAACGGAGCCGUCCUGAAGGAGACCAGCAGCGGGAAGGUGAUUCCUCUGCGGGAAUCCUACCUGCAGGAAUUCCCGGAGGAGCUGAAAAACCACGGAGCCUAUUUAGGUUACACCGUCUCCUCCGUCGUCUCCACCAAGCACGAGCGGAUUUACGUGGCGGGAGCGCCGCGGUUCAACCACACCGGCAAGGUCAUCCUGUUCAACAUGCACAGCAACAGGAACCUCACCAUCCACCAGGCCCUCAAGGGAGAGCAGAUCGGCUCCUACUACGGCAGCGAGAUCAGCUCCCUGGACGUGGACGGCGACGGCGUCACCGACGUGCUGCUGGUGGGAGCGCCCAUGUUCUUCAGCGAGGGCAGGGAGCGGGGCAAGGUCUACGUCUACAGCCUGCAGGGGAACCUCUUAGUUCCCAGCGGAGCCCUGGUGGACCUCCAGAGUUACCAGAAUUCCCGUUUCGGCUCCUGCAUCGCCGCCGUUCCCGACCUCAACCAGGACUCCUACAACGACCUGGUGGUCGGGGCCCCUCUGGAGGAUGAGCACCAAGGAGCCAUUUACGUUUUCCUUGGAUUCCAGGGGACCAUCCUGAAGAAGUACAAGCAGAGGAUCGCGGCCGCCGACCUCGCUCCGGGCCUGAUGUAUUUUGGAUGCAGCAUCCACGGGCAGCUGGAUCUGAACGAGGACGGGCUGGUGGACUUGGCCGUGGGCUCGCUGGGCAGCGCCGUGGUGCUGUGGUCCCGCAGCGUGGUCCAGAUCAACGCCAGCCUCCGCUUCGAGCCCGCCAAGAUCAACAUCUUCACCAAGGACUGCAAGCGCAACGGGAAGGAGGCCACCUGCAUGAGGGCCUUCGUCUGCUUCACCGCCCUCUUCCUCUCCGCUCACUUCCAGACCGCCAGCGUGGGGCUCAGGUACAACACGACCAUCGACGAGCGCCGCUACUCGCCCCGGGCACACCUGGACGACGGCGGCGAGCGGGCGGCAGCGCGGGGGCUGGAGCUGCCCGCCGGCCAGGAGCUCUGCCACACCCUCCCCUUCCACGUCCUGGACACGGCGGAUUACGUGAAGCCGGUGACGUUCUCCAUCGACUACGAGCUGGAGCAUCCCGAGCACGGCCCCAUGCUGGACGAUGGGUGGCCCACCUCGCUCAGGGUCUCUGUCCCCUUCUGGAAUGGCUGCAACGAGGACGAGCACUGUGUCCCCGAUCUGGUGCUGGAUGCCAGAAGUGACAUUCCCAGUGCCAUGGAAUUCUGCCGGAGGGCGCUGCGGAGGGGGGACUGCUCGGCCUUCAGCCUCUCCUUCGACGCCUCCGUCUUCGUCAUUGAGAGCAGCAGGAGAAGGGUGGCCGUGGAGGCCACGCUGGAAAACCGUGGGGAGAACGCCUACAGCACCGUCCUCAACAUCUCCUUCUCCAGGAACCUCCAGCUGGCCAGCCUGAUCCCCAAGGACGACACCGACAUCAACAUCGACUGCGCCGGUGACGACAGACACCCCACCAGGAGGGUGUGCAACGUCAGCUACCCCUUCUUCCGAGCCAAGGCCAAGGUCGCUUUCCGCCUGGACUUUGAAUUCAGCAAAUCCGUCUUCCUGCAGAGCAUGGAGGUCUACAUGGUUGCCAGCAGUGACAGCGAGGAGAAGGAGAGCACCAAGGAGGACAACGUUGCCCACCUCAACUUCCAACUCAAGUACGAGGCCGACCUGCUCUUCACCAGGACAUCGAGCCUGGACUAUUUCGAGAUCAGAUCCAACAAUUCCCUGGAUGGAUCCAACCCCAUCGGGCCCCCCUUCCACUGCACCUUCACGCUGCAGAACCUGGGAUUCUUCCCGGUGCAAGGGGUGACCCUAAAGAUCACCGUGCCCGUGGCCACCCGGGCGGGCAACCGGCUCCUGCUGCCCACGGAAUUCCGGGCAGACCAGGAAAACACGACCUGCAGCAUCUGGGGGAACAGCACUGACUACCGGAGAACCCCGGCGGAGGAGGACCUGUCCCGCACCCCACACCUGAACCACAGCAACUCCGACGUGGUUUCCAUCGACUGCGAGGUGAAAUUGGCCCCCAACGAGGAGCUGAACCUGCACUUGCGUGGGAAUCUGUGGAUGAAGUCUCUGAAAGCACUGAAGUUCAAGGCACUGAAGCUCACCACGAUCGCCGCGCUCCAGCGGCGCUUCCGGAGCCCCUUCGUUUUCCGGGAGGAGGAUCCCAGCCGCCAGAUCACGUUCGAGAUCUCCAAGCCCGAGGAAUGGCAGAUUCCCAUCUGGAUCAUCCUUGGGAGCACCUUCGGAGGUCUCCUGCUCCUGGCCCUGCUGGUCCUGGCACUCUGGAAGCUCGGGUUCUUCAAGAGCGGGAGCCGGCGGCGAGCGGCCGAGCAGGAGCAGAAUUCCCACGGGAUGGAGUGACUCUGCCGGGGCCAGGAGCCCCCUCCCAGCUCCGGAGAUUCCCGGGAUCCCGAGGGAUUUGGGGGCUGAGCUCGGCUUUGCAGCAGGAUGAGAGAACACUCCUUGUGGGACAGCACUUAAAAGCCAUAAAAACCCCUCAAACCCACUGAAAAUUCCCCAAAAAUCUCCUCGGAGGUGCUUCCAACUGGGAUUCCAUAAAAAACACCUCAAACCAAUGGAAAAUUCCCCAAAAAUCUCCUCAGAGGUGCUUCCAACUGGGAUUCCAUAUAAAAACACCUCAAACCAACCAAAAUUCCCCAAAAGAACUCCUCAGAGGUGCUUUCAACUGAGAUUCCAUUAAAAAAAACCUCAAACCAAACAAAAAUUCUCAAAAAAUCUCCCCAGAGGUGCUUUCAACUGGGAUUCCAUAAAAAACACCUCAAACCAACCAAAAGUCCCCAAAAAUCUCCUCAGAGAUGCUUUCAACUGAGAUUCCAUUAAAAAAAACCCUCAAACCAAACAAAAAUUCCCAAAAAAUCUCCCCAGAGGUGCUUUCAACUGGGAUUCCAUAAAAACACCUCAAACCAACCAAAAAUUCCCCAAAAAUCUCCUUAGAUGUGCUUUCAAUGGGCAUUCCAUAUAAAAACACCUCAAACCAACCAAAAAUUCCCAAAAACAAUCUCCUUGGAGGUGCUUCCAACCGGGAUUUGAGGUGGCAGCAGUGGGGACGAGGGGACACCGACAUGAGGGGUCCCUGAUGUGGGGCUGGAAAACUCCUUAAAAUAAUAAUAUUAUCCCAAAAAAAGACCCCAUGGAUUGCUCCUUCCCGUGGCGGAGCUGUCGCAGAUCCCGGGCUCUGCUGGCCGCGGCUCUCAAACUGCCUUCGUUAAGAGGAGUAAUUAAGCGGAGGCGUUAAUUAGUCUGAAUGCACUGAAUGAAAUUCUUGUGAUUUCAAGCACCUUAAAUAAAUGCCAAAUCUCCGGUGUCCAGCUGUACGUAAUUCUUCUAAAAACAGGAAGGAAAGGAGGGGGGGAAAAUUUAAAAAUCCUGCCAGAAAUUAAAAAAAAAAAUAAAAGAAGAAAAAGGAAAAAAAAAACCAACAAACUUAGAAAUAAUUUCGGAAAAAAUUUUAAAUGGUUUAAAAAAUGAAUUAAAAAGCAGUUUGAUGAGUUGUGUCCCAGCAGAGCAGUUUGGGGAGCCCACGUGUAUCAUACCUGUACAUAGCUGGUGCCAUGGAAAUCAUGGAAUUGUGAGGGCGGGAAUGCGCCCUUGGCAUAGCGGAAUUAUUUAUGCUAAUAUUAAUUUUAUGGAGAAGAGGGAAGCGGAUUUUUCUGGAUGCAGGAUGAGGUUCAGGAAAUACUGUUCCUGGUAUUUUUUAAGGAAUAAAAACACGGUAUUUUAAAAA